CUUCUUCACAUUUUUGACAUAGAAAUAAUAAGUAAGAGUGAUGGCAGUUCAAAAUAAUAGCAUUACUACAAGUCUAAAUGUUCCUCUGCUUACUCAUUUCAAAAUGGGGGAAUUUGAUCUCUCUCACAGAAUUGUGCUGGCACCACUAACCCGAGGGCGGUCGUACAAGAACGUGCCGCAGCCUCACGCGGCACUGUAUUACUCUCAGAGAGCAACCGAAGGCGGUCUUCUCAUUACCGAAGCUACCGGUGUAUCCGACACUUCACAAGGGUACCGAGAUACACCCGGGAUUUGGACAAAAGAGCAAGUGGAGGCAUGGAAGCCAAUUGUAGAUGCAGUUCAUCAAAAGGGUGCCAUCUUUUUCUUGCAAAUAUGGCAUGUUGGCCGUGUCUCUACUUAUGAUUUUCAACCCAACGGGCAAGCUCCAAUCUCACCAACGGACAAAGGAAUUACACCCGGCCUCGACGGAGUAGAUUGGGCCCCACCUAGACAACUAACGAAAGAUGAAAUCCACGGUCUUGUCAAUGAUUUUAGGGUCGCCGCUCGCAAUGCUAUGGAAGCAGGAUUUGAUGGAGUUGAGAUUCACGGAGCAAACGGCUACUUAAUCGAACAAUUCCUCAAAGAUCAAGUCAACGACAGGACAGACGAAUACGGUGGGAGCUUAGAAAAUCGGUGCCGUUUUGCAUUUGAAAUAGUGGAAGCAGUGAUCAAAGAGAUCGGAUCUAAUAGAGUUGGAAUAAGACUAUCUCCAUACUCCGAUUUUAUGGAGUCGAUCGACUCCGAUCCCGAUGCAUUAGGCCUUUACUUGGCGAACGAACUCAAUAAAUUCGACCUUGUGUAUCUCCAUGUGAUCGAACCGAGAGUUAGAGGUGCGGAGGUGCUUCAAGGGCCGGAAGAUGAAUAUCCUCAUAAGCUACUUCCAAUGAGAAAGGCUUUCAAGAAUACUUUUAUUGCUGCCGGUGGAUACAAUAGGAGUAAGGGUAAUUUUGCCAUUUCUGAAAACUACGCGGAUUUGGUUACGUAUGGACGCUUGUUUUUGGCUAAUCCGGAUUUAGUGAGAAGGUACGAGUUGGAUGCUCCUCUUAAUAAGUACGAUCGGAGCACGUUUGGCAUUCCGGAUCCUGUCGUUGGUUACACUGAUUAUCCAUUUCUUGAUGAAGCUAAUUAGGUGUAAUAUGUUUGUUCUGUACUAUGUUUUUUGAUUUUGUGCAUCUAAAUUUUUAUGUAUGUACGAAGUGUGUCAGGGUGGAAAUCGGACGUAAUGGAUUGGAAAUGGCUUUUUCUAUAAAUAUAUAUAUUUUUUUUGGAAGUA
This is a messenger RNA of Erythranthe guttata (spotted monkey flower), 1312 nucleotides long. RefSeq names its product putative 12-oxophytodienoate reductase 11. Gene Ontology annotation, molecular function: FMN binding; oxidoreductase activity. NCBI's taxonomy places the organism in Eukaryota, Viridiplantae, Streptophyta, Magnoliopsida, Lamiales, Phrymaceae. The record is from RefSeq and is a predicted model, not a curated record.